Molecule: messenger RNA, 1271 nt
Organism: Scleropages formosus (Asian bonytongue)
Lineage: Eukaryota; Metazoa; Chordata; Actinopteri; Osteoglossiformes; Osteoglossidae
Product: complement C4-B-like
Exons: 11
Coding region: 249-1271 (340 amino acids)
Biological process (GO): complement activation
Source: RefSeq, a predicted model, not a curated record
UGACAAUUUUCCCUAAAGGUUUUGCUGGAAUUUUAGUGUUUCAGCUAAAAAAUGAAUAGUGUUUUCACUAUUUCCUUUUCUGCACAAAAGUGAUGCAGAUUAAAAUAUUAUAUAUUGGUAGCAUUAAGUACCAUCACUGCGUGACAUAAUACCUUUGUAUUUUUGUACAUUUAGUAAUACGUUAGUAAUAGAGUCUUCUGUGUUUUACCGAAUCAGUGAAAUACAGGAUUUUUACCCUGGAUCACUCCAUGAGGCCCCAUGCCGAACCCAUAUCCAUCUCUGUUUUUAAUGCUGGUGGGAACAGGGUGACAUCGUGGACUGUAAGAGAAGCAGAUGGGAUCUACUCCAGGAAACUGAACAUUCCUGAUGUCUCUGAACCAGGUGUGUGGAGGAUUGUGGCUCACUAUCAAGGGGAUGAGAAGAACGCCGCCACCCGAGAGUUUCAAGUAAAGAAAUUUGUCAUGCCAAGCUUCGAUGUGUCCAUCAAGCCUGAGCAGAACUACUUCCUGGUGACCACGGAAAAAUUUCAUUUCACCAUCCACGCCUCCUACUCAUAUGGUGAGACAAUAAAGGGCGCAUAUCACUGCCAGUUUGGAGUGAGACAAGAGGCCACAGGAGAUGCAGACACCCGGAAGCCGGAGACCAUCAUCAUCAGGGGGUUGGAGAAGUCUGGAUCGGUGAACAACGGGGAGGCAGAGGUCACUCUUUUCAGACUCCAAAUAGAAAACCUCCUGAAGGAGCGCAGUGCUAACUUGACACAGUUGGCUCUGGACAGAACGCAGCUCUACGUUGCUGUGACUGUCAUCGACAUCGCCAGUGGAGAACUGCAGGAAGCAGAAGUUUUCAUUCCCAUUGUUUCUCAGAGAGGGGGGGUGCGGUGGCGCAGUUAUUCUAGAAUUUUGACUUUCAAGAAGAACGAUGCCUCUUAUGGAGCUUGGCUGGACAGGCCCUCAAGCAUCUGGUUGACUGCCCAGGUUGUCAAAGUGUUGAGUCUGGUAGCCGAUCGACAGCUGGAGGGAAGGGGGGAGAAAGGGAGGCAGGGAGCAAAUGUUGUUUCUGUGGAAGAGAUCAGUCAGUCGGUAGAGUACCUGCUCUCAAAGCAGAGUGAGAAAGAUGGCAGCUUCAAUGACCCCCACCCUGUCAUUCACAGAGAGAUGCAGGGAGGGGUAGGUGGCACUGAGGGGGACGUGUCUCUCACAGCCUUCGUCACCAUCGCUCUGAAACGCUCUCUCCACCAUCUGACUGGAGAAACAAAGAAUAAGGCGUUCUAA